Molecule: messenger RNA, 1329 nt
Organism: Fibroporia radiculosa
Lineage: Eukaryota; Fungi; Basidiomycota; Agaricomycetes; Polyporales; Fibroporiaceae
Exons: 2
Coding region: 1-1329 (442 amino acids)
Source: RefSeq, a predicted model, not a curated record
AUGGCGCAGGGACAUCAUUGGCCAAGCUGGGUCAGCAAUCCCACCGGAAGAACAGUGCUUUCAACUCACGACCACCCCGAAGAAAUGGAUAGAGGGGUAACAGACCUUUGGAGCGAGAAUGCUGGAUUAACCGACGCAGAGAUGGAAGAAGUAGACGAUGAUCUCACACAUCCAGGACCAGACACCGAAUCGACAGCAUCGAUGGAAGACCGAAUGGCUCAGCAAUUAUACCAAAUUGAUUUCCUUAAAGAUGUUGUCACGUCGAGAGACCAGACUAUUCGGGAUCUGGAGGGAAGAUUGCAAGCCUACAAGCAGCAUUUUUUGCGUGUACAAGCGCAGAGUGCAAUCGACGAACAGCAGAAAAUGAUGUUGGCCAGUCUUCGACGUCAAGUGCACGCCCUGGAGAUCGACCGCGACAAGGCUCUUGCGAUGUCAAAAACACGAUUGGAGGAAUUGCGCGCAGUCAACGUGUAUUUGACUAAGGCAGAUGCGGUCUCCGAGGCAGAUGUUAUCAGGAUGGUAGAAAGACUCAAUUUCGAGAUCUUUCAAACGGCAUGCGCCAUGGCCGAAGCAUUCGCAGAGCAAAUACAACCUGUCGAUGACAAGAAUGCUACCAUAUCAGGGGUUGAUGCCGCCGACAAGAGACUUUGCGAGCGGGCAGGGAGUGCGAUUGGACCCAUGAUGAUCUCCCUAUUGAAGCGGAUGGCGAGAAAACAAAAUCCAAUUGGUUUGCAGAUUGCAUUCCAAGCUGUCAUCACCGUUGUCGCUACUAGAAACUUAGCCCUGUGGUUGUUUGGACAUGGCGAUGUUGAAACAGUGUUCUGUAAGGUAUCAACUGAAGUCGAAAAAGGAGAGGACCAGGCGCUAUCGGGACGGUGGCGGGCCAUUACAAGUCAUUAUACACAACGCCUCUAUCCCGUGGACACAGAUCGAGUUACGUCUCAGCUUAUCCGCCUAUCACUAGACAUUUUGCGUAUCUCCGGGGUAUCUGAGAGAGCGCUCUCGAAUGUCAAGGAGACGUAUGGACCAAGGAUGCGAAGAAUCUUUGAUCUAGUAGUCUCGGUGCGCAAGACCAUCGGAGAGGAGAUCACCACCUGCACGUUUCAGCCCAUAGUGGCGACUAGAGGGCUGGGAUUCUCCCCAGACACGAUGAUCGACGAAUUUUCUCCCAAUGACUAUAGGAUCCAACGAGUUUUGUGUCCGAGUGGGAUUGGACUGGAACGUCGUGAAAAAAUAAACCAUAUCGUAGGAGACCCGACGGAGAACCGUAGAACGAUCUUGUUGAAAUCUAAGGUGGUGACAGAUAGUAUCGUCAACGAGUUGGAGUAA